AUGGAACUCCUAGCAAUUUUCAUCGUUGCUUUGACUGUCCUUGUGGCAAUGGCAUUCUAUUAUGAACACCCCAAGGCAGAAAUCCCUCCUGAAAUUAGUCAGCGCCAAAAGCUCUACAUUCUUCAUCAUAUGCUGAACUUCGGGUUUGGUAUGGCAAAAUUUUUGGAAAAAGUAGGUGUCACCUCAGAGGUCUCUGUCGUCAGGACUAUAAUGGAUGGAAUACCACCAUUAAAAGAUAAACAUCUUUUUAUCAAGGACUUAAUGUUUGAAACGGUUAAAGUCAGAAUUUACCAGCCAAAAAUAUCAACCACUGGCCAAAGAAGAGGCAUCAUUUAUCUACAUGGAGGAGCUGGACGGUUUGGAAGCAUUCGAGCCUAUGAAAGAGUAUGCCGCUAUUUCGCUAGAGAAAGCAAUUCAGUGGUGGUGUCUGUGGGGUAUCGCUUAGCUCCUGAGCAUCCAUAUCCAAUCCAGUUUGAGGAUUGUCUCACUGCCACCAUACACUUUCUGAGGACUGCACAGAAUUAUGGAGUAGACCCUUCUCGCAUUAUCAUCUGUGGAGAUAGCAGUGGAGGUACACAAGCUGCUGGUGUUGCCCAAGCACUGGUGAACAGACGAGAUCUCCCAAGGCUGAGAGCGCAAAUCCUAAUAUACCCUUUUCUCCAGGGUGUGGACUUUAAUUUGCCUUCUUAUCAGCAGAAUGAGAGAAUCCCCGUUUUGCUAAAGGAACGAACCCUUGCUUUUUGUUUGCAGUAUCUUAAUAAAGACCUGUCAGUCAUGGAGGCAGUGCUUAAAGGUUGUCACAUUCCAGAAGAUUUGAAACUGAAGUACCAGAAAUGGGUGAGUCCUGACUACAUCCCUCAGGAGUUUAAAAUAAGAGGCUACAAACCAAGCACACCACAACCAUUCUCAAAAGAACUCUAUUCACUGAUCAAGCCUGUGUUUGACACUGUUUUUUCACCACUGCUAGCUGAAGACUGUGUUAUUGCUCACCUUCCAGAGGCUCUCAUUUUGACCUCUGAAUUGGAUGUGCUUAGAGAUGAUGGACUGCUGUACAAGAAACGAUUAGAGGAUCAUGGUAUAAAAGUGACCUGGUGCCACCUGCAAGAGGGAUUCCAUGGAUCAUUAUUCUUUUCUUUUCUUGAUAAAGUGUUAACAUUCAAAUCUACACAUGAAGGCCUGGAAAAAAUAACAGAUUUUCUAAGAUUGAUGUAA
Molecule: messenger RNA, 1212 nt
Organism: Mesitornis unicolor (brown roatelo)
Lineage: Eukaryota; Metazoa; Chordata; Aves; Mesitornithiformes; Mesitornithidae
Product: arylacetamide deacetylase-like 4
Exons: 4
Coding region: 1-1212 (403 amino acids)
Cellular component (GO): membrane
Molecular function (GO): carboxylic ester hydrolase activity
Source: RefSeq, a predicted model, not a curated record